CGGGGUAUGUUGCCGAUGGUAUCACAGUGAAACUGCUACGCUGGAGCACAUGGCCACCUAGAAAGAUGUUACAGUCCAGUGGAUGGAAUCUUACCAGUCGGGUCCUGAAGAACUAGCAGGUGAUGACCUGUCAGACCACAGACGGUUUUUUAUCACAUCCAGGCUGCAAUUAGCCCAAAGAUAUUACUUAGGGUGGACAAUGAACAACACUGGUAGGUGCCAUGAUGAUCACACCCUGGAUAAAUACUUGUUUCCAUUUGUGUACGGCAUUGUGAUGGUGAUCAGUAUUCCCAUCAACUGCAUAUCCCUCUAUGCAUCUUGCAUUCAGGUGAGGAAAAAGAAUGAGUUAGCAGUCUACCUCUUCAGCCUGUCCCUGGCUGACCUCCUGUACUCUCUGAUUCUGCCUCUGUGGAUUGAUUAUGCCUGGCAUGGAGAUGACUGGAGGCUCUCUGCCUUACUUUGUCAGAUUUCUGCGUUCCUUAUGUACAUGAACUUCUACACCAGCACUGCAUUCCUUGCUUGCAUCUCUAUCGACAGGUACCUGGCAUUAGUUCACCCUUUGAAGCUCCAGCAUUUGCGCACAAGAAGAUUUUCUUUGCUUGUCAGCAUAACUGUUUGGCUUUUGGAAACUAUCUUCAAUUCAGUCAUCUUGGUGAACAAAGAAACAUUCAACGAUCCUUGCAAUUCCACUAAUCACACGUUAUGUUAUGAUAAAUACCCCCUGGAAUGGUGGCAGGCACAGCUAAAUAUAUUCCGGAUAUGCUCGGGUUACCUGGUCCCUCUGAUAAUCAUUGUGUUCUGCUAUUAUAGAAUCUACCAAGUGGUGAGGUGUAAUCAAGCCACAGUAGAUGAAGAAAAAAAGAAAAUCAGGAAACUAAUACUGAACAUCACAGCUACUUUCAUUGUUUGCUUCACUCCUUAUCAUGUCGUGUUGCUUAUUCGCAGCAUCAAAGAACCUUACACCCCCAAUCCGCAGUUUGUCCAACUGAUGUACAAGAUUUACAGAAUCACACAGGCCUUAACAAGUUUGAAUUGCAUUGCUGAUCCUAUUCUUUACUGUUUUGUGAGUGAAACUGCAAGAACAGACAUUCUGAAUUUGCUCAAGUGUUGCCUGUAUUUACGAAAGCGUGAGGGUAACCAAGCAAAAGCCAAUGCUCUGUGUAGUUCUGCUAUAAAGAGCAGUGCAUUGAUCACCUGCAGAACUUCCUGCGAGACUCUCUCAAAAAUGUCUGAGAGAGAGUAUAGUCAAAGCAACAUUUGAUAAGAUAAAACCUGUAUCUAAGAAGUACCCCCAAAAUUAGACACUAAUCUAAGGGAAAUUAGUGGUGUUGGGCAGUAAAGAGCAGUCUUUUAUUGGAGGGUUUUCCGUAUGAAUAGCACACUGAGUGCAUGAUCUGAAAGAUGAAAGGGAGGCUAGACUACUGGGUUCUCUGGAGCUAAUAAUGACUUAUUACAGGGUCAAUGAAAUCAAUGGAGCAUCAAAACGUAUCUUUAAAUCAGGCAUGGUACAUAAAUCAAUGUCAAUAAACAAACUCACAGUCAAAAAACAUGAACAUGACAUACUGACAAAAUUACCAAGGAGCCCCCACAGAAUUGUCUCUUGUCUUAGCUUGCUAGCCACCCCACUUGCUGAGCAUACAUGUACUCAGCAGGAGGAAGGCUGGAGUCCUCUUCACGUAGUCAUUUGUUUCAAUUUUUAAAAGAAAGCUAAACCUUACCUGGUAAGGAGCCUUUGGGGGGCUUUUCUUUUAAAUCAGUAUUGUGAUAGAAAUUAAUAAAGCAUGCAUGCAGACACACACAGAGAGAGAGAGAGAAAGAGAGAGAGAAAUCAUUCAAAUGCUUGACAAAGGAGCAGCGAGAGAGCAUAUAGUAAAUCUUUUUAAUUUGUUGGUGCAAUUUAUGCUGCUGUGAUGGUUUCUGUGUUUCAGAAAUGACUCAGGUCUUCCUGCUCCAUACCCCUGAGAUCAGCCACUUCUUAAAGUGGUCUACCUCAUGUAGACAGGUACUUACCUGCUCAUAAGCUUUUCAGCUUUUGUAUUCUUUGGAAAAUGUAUGUUAAAGUGAAUGACCCUAUGUCAUGUGCUUCCAUUACAAUAUGAGUAUUGUGUUUCAGGUAGUUGAAGAUUCAUUACUUAGAGUACACAUAGAGAACCAAACUCUAGCCACUGCUGGUUUAACUCAGAUGAAAUUUUUCCCUGGUAUGUGCAGGGAGAAAAGGGAAGGAUUGAAAGGUGAGGUUUCACAUCUGCACAACAUAAAAGACCAGUCUUCAGUCUUGCCUGUUAUGACUGAAAUCUGGAGUGCAGUUAUGUUUGCAGAGUCAAUAGAGCAAGAAGUUUAUAUCAAUUUACUUAACUGUGAAUGGAUGCCUCAAUUACAGUUUCCAGGGCGCUCAGUCUGCCAGGUAAAAGAAAAAGAUACAAACAAACAAUAAGAAUGGCAGCAAAAGAACCAACACUUUUAGAAAGGUUGAAGUUAGUACAACGCAAAAGUACAGACAUUGAUUCAGGGCUCUGGUCCUGCCCUGCAAUUGCUGUAUGAUUCUCUGCUGGGUGGUGGGCACUUGUCCCUGAAGCUGGUGAAAAGGCAGUUAAAGACACUGUGGAAAUUCUUUUUUUUUUUUUUUUCUCUAGUACACAGUGGUCACAAGCAAUAUGGGAAUUCUUAUGAGAAUUAUUACUUAUUCCUUGUGCAUGUAAAUUAUAAGUUUUUUCAUCACAAAAAGCCACAUUCAUUGAUUUCACAAGUUCCUAGUAGUGUCUAUUUAUACUUUCAACUCACUUUGCAUUCUGAGAAGGAAACUUCUGAGGAGAGACUGAGGAAACUGAGCUUGUUUGGCCUGAAGAUGAGAAAGCUUCAGGGGGUCCUGAUGGCAGCCUUGCAAUACCCUACAAGAAGGCUGCUGAGAAGAUGGAACCAGGCUCUUUACAGCACUGCACAGUGGGAAGACCAGAAACAAUGCACAUAUUUUAAAAAAAGAAGAGAUUUUGACUAGAUACAAGGAGAAAUUUUUUCACCGUGAGGACUGUCAAGCAGUGGAGGAGGUCACACAGUGAUGUUGUGCACUCUCCAUCCCUGGAGGCUUUCAAGACCCGACUGGGUAAUGCCCUGAGCAACCCGAUCUGACCUCAUACCUGACCUUGCUUUGAGCGUGAGGUUGGACUAGAGACCAGGUCCCUUCCAACCUGAAUUAUCUUACGAUCCUGUGAAUUUCAUAAACAUGUUUGUCACUACUCUGGCGGACACCUUCUCUAAAAGAAUAUGUUCCCUUCCCUUCUUUGUUUCCAUUUAUCUGUUUGCUGGAUCUUGUUUUGUUUUAAUGUGUUUUUUCCUGUAGUUCCUUCUUAUAUGUUAUGAAGUGAACAGUAUGCAAGUAGCAGUGCAAGUUACUUCACCACAGAUGUGUCCAUAUGCUGACCUAAGAACAUAAUAUAUUUUGCAACAGAAUGUGAAAUUUCACUGCAGCACUAGAAUAAAAGAGGAACCAAUCUUUGUCUUGUAA
This is a messenger RNA of Dromaius novaehollandiae (emu), 3502 nucleotides long. It is a transcript of the gene GPR65, whose product is annotated as G protein-coupled receptor 65. Gene Ontology annotation, biological process: G protein-coupled receptor signaling pathway. Gene Ontology annotation, molecular function: G protein-coupled receptor activity. Bases 83 to 1261 code for a protein of 392 amino acids. The transcript has 2 exons. Gene Ontology annotation, cellular component: membrane. The record is from RefSeq and is a predicted model, not a curated record. Lineage: Eukaryota; Metazoa; Chordata; Aves; Casuariiformes; Dromaiidae.